This is a messenger RNA of Symbiodinium sp. CCMP2456, 3225 nucleotides long. The record is from the annotation of a GenBank genome assembly. Lineage: Eukaryota; Dinophyceae; Suessiales; Symbiodiniaceae.
AUGGGAGGGCUCUCUCGCCGGCUCUUCCUGCUGGCCUUUCCUGUUCUACUUCUCGGGAUCGUUUUCUCACCCAAUCCCAAGCUGCUGCUGGGAGACUUUGUUGGAAGACACGUGCAGAUUGCUCGAAAUCUGGCUGGAAUCUUUUUCUUCUUCAUGGUGUUGACGCCAGAGACGGCACAUCCGCAGCUGGCCGCGCUGCAGCAUGUCGUGCAAGGGAUGCAGACACACACAGAGUCUCUCGACUCUGUGUCUGCCUUGGAUCGAGCCAUCGACCUGGUUGAUGAUUUCGGAUGGAAUCAUGGCUUCCUCAUCAAUGUUGGCGAUGUCAAGGGCAAGAUUUUGGAUUCUGCAGUGCAGCAAAGGCUCGAUAACGGUCCUGGAGAACUCAAGCUGGCGGUAGAGCUGGGAACAUUUGUAGGCUACGGCACGCUGCGCCUCGUACGCAUGCUGAACCACACAGGUGCCGAGAUCAUCACAGUGGAUCCCGACAUUUUUGCGUACACGGUGUCGAGCAGCCUUUACGAGCAAGCCCAAGUGAGAAGCCGCAUCACAAUGAAGACCAACUAUUCGUAUAAUGUGUUCGCAGAGCUGAAGAAACAGGGAAGAAAGAUUGAUUUCCUCUUUGUCGAUCAUGUCAAGAAGCUGUACCUCCCAGACCUGAAGUUGGCUGUGGCGAGCGGAGUCCUUGCAAAAGGAUGCGUGGUCGUCGGGGACAACAUCCGCUCACCUGGGGCCCCUGACUACAAGAAAUAUCUGCUGGAAGGGGAUGGGAGCAAGCUCUUCAGCACCGAGGAUACCAUGAUGCACAUUGUGCGGAUAGGUUUCUUGAUUUUGGCCGCAGCAUGCCUAAUCUUCUGCAACUGCGCCUCGGUGGUUCUCCGAAGCUACAUUAUCUGGUACACAAAGUUGGACCAAGAGACAGCAACUUCUCCAGAAGGACGAUUCCAUCUGACCAUUCUGUUCUAUGGCGCGUUCUUUAGGUGUUACAUCAUGCAAAGUGCGACCACCGACGUUCUUCGGUUUGCGUUCAUUCUCUCCAGAGAUGCAUGGCGGCCAGAUGUCUUCGAGGCAUACCGGCGCCUUCUAAUUGGUGAUGCCUGGGGUGAGCUGGAAGCCGGCGAGUUCUAUAUAUGCUCAUGGUCAAAGCUCACGAAGCACCAGACCUGGUUGGACAUCUUUUUCCAGAUGCUGCUACAUCUCUCCAUGGACCUGGUCCCCCUGAUCUUCCUGAUCAUGGCCCAACGGAUGGGCAGCCAUCAUGCCUGGAUCCUCUGGGCUGAGGUAUGUCUCGUGACUGGAUGUAUCCACAUCUUCGUCUUCUACGCGUUGUGGUGGAUUGGCGAGGUUUCGCUGAAGGUCAAGUACUUCUGCCGCGCUUGGCAGCAAGCUCGCGCCUUCAACGGCUUCCGGCACGGUCGCUCCAGCAUCAUGCACAUGACUCACAGUAUCUGGGUGAUGCAUGACGAGAACCAGUUUGACAGCCAGGAGCAGGAGCACAGAAGUGUUUGUGUCACGCUGUGCACCCUCUUCCAUUGGGGAGAAUAUCUUUUUCCAGUCAUCAUUUGUGCUUGUACCUUCGUCUUUGGCCUGAUUGACCAGCGAAGCUUCCUAGCCCUCCUAGGUGGAAGCUCAAUGGUGAUGAGCUGGAUAGUCAUCACAGCUUCCAAUUACGCUGACCGCAUCCAGCCGCUGCAGCCACCUGGAUGGCUGAACAAUGCCUUCAACAGUCCAGAUGUUCUUCAGCGAUGGGGCGAGAAGUGGUGCAGACUCAACCACAGUGCGCAGAAGCGUCAGCGCCAUCCCUUCGCAAUCACCUUGAUCAUGCUUGGCGCAGUUUUCGGAGGCUACGGACUGCGAUGGCUCUCGCUUUCUUGCCUGGCUAUACUCUUCUUCCUCUUCCUGCGCCUACUGUUCAUGUACUUUGAGGGAAACUUUGGCUGGGCAGCAGCCAUCUUCGAAGCAUUCUUCGAAGGCAUCCUGCUUCAGUGCCUUGUCAUUACGACAGCGGACAGACCGCUCCUGGAUGCAGCUCUGAUCUUUCUUCUGUGUGCUAUGCGGCAGUUUGGCUUUCAACGGGAAGUGCGAGCAGGGGAUCGUAUUCGCAUCGUCUCCUUGAUGGCUCUUGGAGUGGUCCAUUUUGUGGUCAUUGCCAUCGUCUGUUGGGCCUUCGUGACUUCCUUCCAGAUGAACAAUUGGAGUGCGUUCUGCACGGAUAUGUCGAACUGCAGGUACGAGCAGAUCAGUCCUCGCCCCGAAGUCAAUCAAGCAUACACGCCUCUGUGCCAGAUGGAAUUCCCCAGGCCAGACGGCCGAGACUUGAAGUUUGGUGACUUCGGUUUGUUCGCUUCACUGACCUACGAGCCUCACAGCCGUGUUCAAGCAGCACUGCACCACUACUUCCCCGAAUGGCAUCUGGACGAUGCUCUCCGAGAGACCGAACUGCGAGACCGCCCCAACCGCAACACGGACUGGUCGCGGUUUCUCAUGUUCACCUCCGCUGACAAAGGAACGACGGUCAUUGCAGUGCGAGGGACCCUGGAUGCUGUUGACGUGCUUCAAGAUGUUUCUCUGUGGAUGAUUCCAGCAAUACUCCAGAGCAUGGGCUUGCUCGGCCCGGACAUUGGGGCAGACUGUUGGGGCAUUGCCAUGGCGAGGCAUUCCAACGAGUUUCCUUUGUGCUCCGUGAACCUGCAGUCCUCGUAUGCUUCGCUGCUACGCGUUGUUACUGACAUGCUGACGACGUUCCCGAACAGGACAUUCUACCUCACUGGACACUCACUUGGCGGCGGCGUCGCGAAGCUGGUGGACAUGGAGCUCACGUCGAGGCAUUUGCCGAAGCGUCCGACGACCAUCGCCUUCUCUGCUCCAGGCCUGCUGCUGGCAUCGCAGGUGCUUUACUCCGGCCACGUCAGCACUCUGCAAGAGGUCGGCUCUGCGCUCUCCAGCAUCACCAUCCGGCCCACCGGUGAUCUCGUGUCGGCUGUGGACAUUGAGCUCGGCAGCCGAAUCGCGGCGCCAUGUAGCGGCUUCGCGUUGCAAUGCCACAGCAUCUACAGCACUCUCUGGCACAUAUUCACUUUGUGUGGUACCGCUGCGACGUCCGUCAAUGUUUCGAUACCCUGUUCCUGGCCAGACCAUGUUUCCCCAAAUCGAAUGCAGUGGGAAAGGACCAUCGAGAAUUACCUGAACAAGCAUCCUGAGAAAUCCUGCCCUGGCAAAGCAUGA